GUGUGUCUGUUUUUGUCUGUCUGUCGCCUUGUGUGUCUGUGUGUGUGUCCCUCUGUGUGCGUGUUUGUGUGUGUGUUUGUGUGUUUCUCUUUCUGUGUAUCUGUCCUUGUGUGUGUCUAUCUGUCUCUGUGUGUGUCUGUGUUUUUGUCUGUCUGUCGCUUUGUGUGUCUGUGUGUGUGUCUCUCUGUGUGCGUCUGUCUGUCUCUGGUUGUCUGCUGUCUGGGUGUGUGUCUCUCUGUGUGCGUCUGUCUGUCUCUGGUUGUCUGUGUGUGUGUGUUUGCGUCUCUGUCUGUGUGUCUGCCUGUCUCGUGUGUGUGUGUGUGUGUCUUUCCGUGGGUCUGUCUGUGUGUGUGUAUAUUCGUGUCCAGCUAUGUCAGUUCUGGUGACGACCGCAAGAGCGCCCUCACCUAA
Messenger RNA from Rhipicephalus sanguineus (brown dog tick), 411 nucleotides. Its product is annotated as keratin-associated protein 5-1-like. NCBI's taxonomy places the organism in Eukaryota, Metazoa, Arthropoda, Arachnida, Ixodida, Ixodidae. The record is from RefSeq and is a predicted model, not a curated record. The transcript has 3 exons. The annotation marks the transcript as partial.